UCAUCUUGCACCAUAUGCUACGUACAGUACAGUUUCACCUUCGACACUCAGCCACAGACGAGUCCACCAUGCCUGUAUAUCAGUAGCGCCGUUUCGCGUCGUAACACCUCAGCGUUGUCCUAACCACACGCUGAGACUCGUCUCGUUCUAGUUCUCACCAGUCUGGGACUACUAAACCAGUCUGUCUAUGAGGCGAGCCGUCGUUGGAGUCUAUGGACAGGGCCAGGGGGCUUUGGUGCUUAUUGAAGCUACCGUAUCAGGCUAUGUCAGGGACAAGGCCCACGAAGGGUUGUUCGAUCUUAGACUCUUGGGUUCUGCUGCUGAUGUUUGUACUUGUGUUUUAUUUGUCCCUGUGGUGUCACAUGUAUAUUGUGCUCACGUGAUCAGCAUGUUGUGACACGCCAGCUAUUUAUAUCAAGUCGUCACCUCUCUCCGGUGGCAGCCAGUACCAUCCUCUAAUUUCAUCUGCAAAUCGAUCAUCUUCACCCAUUGAAGGUCCACCGGCAAUAAGCAGGGAACUUACUGUGCUCUCCCUGGUCCAACCCCACAUUUCUGACAUUCAAGCCUGAGGUGUAGACCACAAGCGUCUUUAAUGCCAGAGUAUGGACUGUCAACAACAUGGAACAGAAAAAUAUGUACAAU
This is a messenger RNA of Suillus discolor, 642 nucleotides long. RefSeq lists its product as uncharacterized. Bases 188 to 397 code for a protein of 69 amino acids. The record is from RefSeq and is a predicted model, not a curated record. NCBI's taxonomy places the organism in Eukaryota, Fungi, Basidiomycota, Agaricomycetes, Boletales, Suillaceae. The transcript is spliced from 3 exons.